AUUAUAUUGGAUAUUGAAAGACGAGGGCGAUUCUUACUUUGAGUUACCACGUUUAUGCAUUGUGCUACCAGGCACAGAUGCACAUUUGAAAAGUUGUAUAAACAGGCGAGUACCCUGGUCAACCCUCGAUUUUUAACAAAUAGGAUGGAGAAGCGUGUUCAACCGAAGUGGUCCAUUCCUGUACAAAAGGAUGUGGUUCUACCGAACCUUUAUUUUUAUAAUAGCCUAACGUCAAAAAAAGAGCCCUUCGUCCCGCUUAAUGGGAAGCAUGUUAAGUGGUACACAUGCGGUCCAACAGUAUAUGACGUAUCCCAUUUGGGUCAUGCGAGGUUUGGAAUUUAACGGUUGUUCCAUUUUUGCAUAAAUUUCAGGACCUAUAUUGUAUUUGAUGUUAUCCGUCGGGUGCUGGCUGAUUAUUUCAACUUUGAGGUUACUUAUGUCCUAAAUAUAACUGAUAUUGACGAUAAGGUACUUGCUGUUCCAAGUAAUGCUCCUCCAGAUUAUUAAGCGCGCAAGGCAGAACUACCUGAUGGAUGAAUAUAUGUCAAAAGAUCUUGACUUGGCUGUUGUUGUUGGCGAUAUUUCUAAGGGAAUUCAGAGAAUAAAAUCGAAGUUACUAACUGAAACAGAUCCAGAUAAAAAAGAAUAUCUAAAUAACGAAGUUGACCGUCUAAUAUCUCUUUUGUCUACUGAAUCAUCUGAUAAAGAGGACCCAGUUAUUCAUUUGAUCAGGCAUGCUCGUGACGCUAUCGCAGAUACUUUAGAUGCAGCGUUUGGUCAUUCUGUGAAUGACCAUAAAAUAUUCGAAGUACUGUCUAGGCAUUUUGAGAAAGAAUAUCUUGCAGAUAUGGCGGCUUUAAAUGUCAUUCCCCCGUCCGUGCUCGUUCGAGUCACGGAGUAUAUUGGUCCGAUUAUAAAAUACGUUGAAAAAAUUAUCGAAAAUGGUUACGCUUAUGUCGCCAAAUCUGGUUCUGUGUAUUUCGACACGAACCGGUUCGCAAGCUCUCCUGAGCAUUUUUAUGCCAAGCUUGUACCAACUGCUUUUGGUGACUCUGAUCAACUUGCAUCUGGAGAAGGUGAACUAAGCAUAACAGGUGAAAAAAAGUCGCCAACUGAUUUUGCGCUUUGGAAGGCUUCAAAACCCGGUGAACCAGCUUGGCCAAGUCCUUGGGGAAAAGGCAGACCUGGUUGGCAUAUAGAAUGUUCAGUCAUGGCUAGUGAUAUUUUAGGUGAUACUCUCGAUAUACAUAGUGGCGGAGUUGACUUGAAGUUCCCACAUCAUGAUAAUGAACUGGCUCAGUCUGAAGCAUAUUUUGGUCAUUCACACUGGGUUAACUAUUUUCUUCAUUCUGGUCAUUUAACAAUUUCUGGCUGUAAAAUGUCAAAAUCACUGAAAAAUUUCAUUACAAUUCGUGAUGCACUUAAAACUCACACAGCUCGACAAAUCCGGCUAAUAUUUCUUCUGCAUUCAUGGCGUGAUACAAUGGAUUAUAGUGAUGAUACUUUAGCUGAAGCUAUCGCAUACGAAAAACAGUUGGUUGACUUUCUAUACACUUGCUCAAAUCUACAAUUUGCCGCAAAACAGUCUUUACUGACGAAUAAAUUUAUUUCUACAGAAAGUAAAGAUGAUAAGCUCAGACAAAUCUUGACAGAUAUUCAACAGAAGGUGUAUGAUGCGUUAUGCGAUUCCUGUGAUACUCGUACUGUACUGGAUUUAUUGAAGAAUUUAAUGUCUGAAGCUGAUUCGAUAAUACUUAGCCAACUGGAACCGAAUAAGUGUAUAUCUAAAUUAGCAGAUGAUACUUUCGCAAUCAGUCGUUUUAUUCUUCAAUUACUACGUAUUUUGGGGAUUGCUGAUGUAACUGCUGCAUCGACGGGUUCUCCUGUCCCACCCGAAGGAAUUAUAGCCGGUGGUAAGGUGUUGGAAGACUAUACACAUGUUUCAUUAAUUGAUACUAUUGGAAGUGAAUUUGGUCUACGAAGUUGGCUAUCUCUCAAUGCUUUAAAUGUAGACAGUCUCAUGUUUACCGUUCACAGAUCGUUGAAAGCUAGCUCCACAUUUAUUAAUGCUGUUAUUCGUGAAGGUGAUGGAUUCAAUGAAACUGUACAUCAGUAUACAACUGAAUUAAAAACAAAGUAUGGUAUCCAACUUUUUGAUUCUGACCUCGAUGAAAGAAAGACUUUGGAAUGCAUUUUAACAACUACCACUCAAAAAAGCCUUUCUGAGUUAACCACUCUACCGCAUGGAUUAGAAGUAAAUGUAUGGCCAGUUGUUCUUGAAUUUCUUCAUACACUUGCUUCUGUACGCAAUACAGUUAAAGGAUUACUCUCCUCAGGUUGUAUUACAGAUUCUGCGUGCAAAAAGCGGUUGUAUGAAGCAAGUGAUCGAUUUCGCGAUGUUGAUUUUGUUGAUGCUGGUAUUCGACUUCAAGAUCGUGCCACUGCAUCUGAUCUUAGCAAAGGUAUAAAUGUGCCACCGUUCAUUGGUUUGGUGGAUAAAAGUAUUUUGUUAAGUGAACGUCUUGAAAAUAAAACCAAGCGAAAUGAGGCAAAAUCCACUAAAGGUGCUGCAAAAAGUGAAGUUGCAUGCAUACCCCCAUGGGAAAUGUUCCUGUCGGAGGUAGAUAAGUACUCUAAAUUCGAUUCGAAGGGUUUGCCGACACAUGACGCCUCUGGAAACGAACUAUCAAAAAGUGCUGUAAAAAAAUUACAGAAAUUAUAUACUGCACAAGAAAAGCGUUACAAUACAUAUUUAAAUAAUAAGAAAUAAUCGUGUAAAAUUCCAGUAUCACAAUUGUAAUAUAUGUGUUCUGUUUGUUUUACUCCAUGAGGUAUUAGAUAAAUCCUCACUUCAUUGUACAACUGAUAGGAUGGAUUUUAUUCAUAUGAAUAUUUUGGUUAUAUAUAGACUCAAAUACUUUAUAAUUUCUCAUUUCCUCUUAGUAAUUCGUAACUAUGAUUCAGGGAAUUUGUAAACUAUAUUACUUCUAGUUAUUUUAUUUUCAAAGUAUAAUUGUAAAUUAUACAAGAAUUCAAAAUAUGGAGUUUUUCUUUAAUAUUACAGGGAAACGUAUUGCAGUAUCGUCUCCUCACAUCAAAGAUAUGAGUUUGGAAUAAAGUUCCAAUCCCUUACUGAAAGCUAAAAUUGUGCGACUAGAUAAGAUUUCAUUAUUUUACUCUAAAAGGGAUUUUAAUUUACGGAUAACAAUGAAGCUUAGUGGAUAAUGCAUUGCUCUUUGUGAAAGAGUGGAUUUCGGUUUCCAAUCUCACUAAGAAUAUCAUCACUCACUGGGAAUGCAAGUACAUUUAACCUGACUAGUUCCAAAAAGGAUAAUAACGUGCACCAUGGAUUCCAUUAGUAACCAAGUAACUGAGGUACUCUUAUUCCAAAACAGCGAUACGUGUCAAAUGUUAUGUGU
Molecule: messenger RNA, 3419 nt
Organism: Trichobilharzia szidati
Lineage: Eukaryota; Metazoa; Platyhelminthes; Trematoda; Strigeidida; Schistosomatidae
Source: the annotation of a GenBank genome assembly